AACUCCACUUUUUUUAACAAGUUGAGAAGGAGUAAAGUGGAGUUAUGAGUUAAAACCAAACGAGGUCGACGAAAGCGUGCAAUAAAUUGCGCUAUCAAACUCGAAAUUACCAAAUUGCAGUCUAAAUCUAGAUUACAAGGGAAAGAAAACUUAGCUAUUCGGACUGAACAUCAGCUUGACGUUCACGUAAGCGAAUUCUUCAUUUUUCAAUGUAAAUCGCUGAAAAGAUUUCUCAGUAAAAAAAAAAGAAUUAUUUAAAACGAAUACAAAAAAAUAAAUACAACAAAAACGAACUGAAUGACACUUUUUCAAACGAACGACUGGAAACUAUACAUCCCUGGCGCGUUUUAUCAGAUUCACACAUCGGUAUAAAAGGACCGGUCCGAUGCGGUUCGCAUAGAAAAUCGUCAAACAGUCGCGUGCAACGAUGACGAGAGUGAUAUUAGCUGUGAUUUCAAUACUCUUUUCGAUCUCCAGUGUGAGUCUCGUCGACUCCACGUUGCUGGAGAAUCGGGCACAAAUUCUGAGGACCAUCGGGGGCACGUUUAAACAAGUGAAGAUACCCGAUUUGCUGAAUCAGAUGUGCAAUCAGACGCAGGGCUCGAACACGACGCGACGCGACGCUUGUUACGGCUGCCUCUCCCGUACCAGCGCCUUACCGCAGGGUUCCUCCAUGCUAGCGGCCAUGUCCGCGUGCGCCGACACUUAUCUCAACAACACCAGCUACGGUCAUUGUCAGGCCUAUUUGCGAAAUGUGACCAACGCGCCGAACGGACGAAGUCCCAAGUUAAUAUACUGCUCGUUCUUAGAAUGCAUUCGUCAAGCCAGUAACACCAGUGGUACUACUUUGAAUGUAGACAUCAGAGGAGCCAGGCUACCGCUGCGAGGAAUAGCAUGGGAAAUUGAGCAGCAGAGUCCUUUUAAAUUCUUGAAAGUUCAGGCACAGAGGAGCGUCUGCAUAAUUAAACCGACUAAUGUAACUACAACGACUACAACGACUACAACGACUACGACAACUACGACGACUACGGCCGCUACCCCCGGAUCUAUUGAUCCGCGCGAUCCUUUCCCGUAAUUUCUACACGUAUUUUCGGAGGCCCCACAACUUUUUUCCUCAUUGGGAAUGCAACGACGAUAUAUCUCCACGCGAGAUGACGGACACGGAGAUGUCUCGAUUCUUUAGACUCUGUAAUCGCCUGCAUCAUAUGCUACAGUUCGUCUCUCUCUCUCUCUCUCUCUCUCUCUCUCUCUCUCUCUCUCUCUCUCUCUCUCUCUGACGAAGAUGCACUUUACUGGAUUCAAAACUGCACUGCAAAAUCUGACGUGAGAAUACGAAGAUGCGACGAAUUCCUCGCUGACGAGUAUCCUUCUCGCAGCUCGGGGAAUACGAAGCCGCAAGAGUGUGCCCUAACAUCAACAACCAUCUACAUCAGCCUCACGGAUAUCCAGCUCGCGCGAUUGUUCAUCAACACUAGCGUACGCGUGCUGCUGGCGAAGAUCCUACAUGAAUCCGGUGACCAUUAGCGAGCUUUAGGACGAUGACGUCGUCGACAAGUGACCCCUACCCUCGUUAAACGUUAUCCUCGUCGACGCCUCGACUACGACAUCACCGUUGUGCAGCUGCCGUUUCGUUGCAGCGGCGUCGACAACGUGUGCACCAAACAUAGAAACGUCGGGCAAGCGGGACUUGGCCCGGUGUCGCGUGUUGAUUUACAAACAGAUAUUAUCGAGCCAAGAAGCAGUGGUUGUCCACGAUGUUAAAUGACGCGCGGGAUGAUUUUACCAAGCGGCCGUUGCAGAAUGAGAUUACCGUGUGACGUUGUUCGCAAUAAAGAUUUGUUUCCGUUGGCGCCAGCAUUUCGAUCAUUUCUACCGCCUGAUUUUCGCGGCUAUUAAUACGAACACACACGACGAUUACGUCCGAGGCACGUGCCAGCGAGCAACGCAUCCGCGUUCCUCCUCGGGGAUAUCUUUUCCGGGGAGUUGUUUUCCGAUAUUCUGGUUCGCGGGAAAAAAAA
Molecule: messenger RNA, 2018 nt
Organism: Monomorium pharaonis (pharaoh ant)
Lineage: Eukaryota; Metazoa; Arthropoda; Insecta; Hymenoptera; Formicidae
Exons: 4
Coding region: 428-1075 (215 amino acids)
Source: RefSeq, a predicted model, not a curated record